CCAUAGAUAACCUCUUUAAUCCACAAGAUGUCCCUUCUUUAACUGGAAGAACUCUUCAAUCUAGUACAGACCUCUUAAUGCCUAACGACAAUUCAACUCCCCUAUCGAUCACUAUCGAUCCCCUUAAAUAUUUAGGUACACUUCCCGAAUUUACCGGAGACUAUCGAGAUCUUCAAACCUUCAUUAACCUAAUAGAGAGAGUUCAUCCUCUUCUCCAAAGAUACGAUGAACCAUCUCAAUAUUUAUUUUCUGACAUAAUAAAAAGCAAAUUGAAAGGAAAAGCUAGGGAAAUAAUUGAAAUAAAUUGCCAAGCACAAUCUUGGAAUGAGAUAAAAUCGAUACUUAUGAAUAACUUUGGUGAAAGACAAAGUUUAGAAGAAUUAUUUGACAAAUUAAAGAGUGUUACUUUUAAAACUAACAGUGUUGAUUUUUAUAAUGACAUUAAAACCCAUCUAAGAAGUCUCAAUAACAAAACAAUUAUAACAUUAGGAACAGGACCAGGAACUAAUGAAUGUGCCAAAAAUAACAUGAAGACAGCCCUAAACAUAUUCAGAGAAAAGUUACCUGAACCUAUGAAGACUAUAAUUACAUGUAGGAAUCCAGAUACAUUAGAAAUAGCAAUGGAUAUAUUAUUUCAAUCAGGUUAUGCAUAUUACACUACAUCAAACGGAGUGUUUAAUACUACUCCAAAACAAUUUAAUCAACAAGACAACAAUAAACACAAACAAGAAUACAGAAACCAAACACAAACACCACAAAACAAUGACAGACCCCAACAAAACAAUUCAAAUAACCAUAAUAAUUUCCAAGGAAACAAAAAUUACAGACCAAGACCAAAUCAAGGAUAUAGGAACAAUAAUCAAAUCAAUAGGAACUUCAAUGGUAAUAAUUAUCAACCAAGGGACAAUUAUUUUCAACAAAAUAGAUAUGUAAACAAUAAUCCAGCCCAACCAAAUUUUCAAAAUAAUUGGAAACCCAAUUUCAAUCAU
This is a messenger RNA of Musca vetustissima, 989 nucleotides long. RefSeq lists its product as uncharacterized. The transcript has 2 exons. Lineage: Eukaryota; Metazoa; Arthropoda; Insecta; Diptera; Muscidae. The record is from RefSeq and is a predicted model, not a curated record. The annotation marks the transcript as partial.